UUCAAGAGUAAGACAAGACUGGAGCCACUGAACCUGAAGCGACAUCAGAUUCCCUCUAGGUACGCGAUAAAUACUUUUACUCACCCAUCCUGCCUAUAAAUCUUACCAUAAGACUCAUUCGCUGAUAACCAAAUAUUCAUAUCCAACGCCAGAAGAUGUACCAUCAUCACCACCAAGCUACCAACAUGCACUCUUCGACAAGAAUGUCUUUCCCAGAAAGGCAUCUGUUCCUGCAAGGCGGGAAUGCCAACGGAGACUCAGGACUUGUUCUUUCAACUGAUGCUAAGCCAAGAUUAAAAUGGACGCCAGACCUUCAUGAGAGGUUUAUAGAAGCAGUUAACCAACUUGGUGGGGCAGACAAAGCCACGCCAAAAUCAGUUCUCAAACUUAUGGGGAUCCAGGGAUUAACCUUGUACCACUUAAAGAGCCAUCUUCAGAAAUACAGACUAAGUAAGAACCACCAUGGACAAGCAAAUUCUAGUGGGGACAAUAAAGCUGCAGCAAGUAUGGAGAAAAUAUGUGAGAGCACUGGAAGUCCUACGAGCAAUCCAAGCAUUGCAUCCCAACCAAACAACAAUAUACCAAUAAGCGAAGCAAUACAAAUGCAAAUUGAGGUCCAAAGAAGGCUUCAUGAGCAGCUUGAGGUGCAACGACAUUUACAGCUAAGGAUAGAGGCUCAAGGGAAAUAUUUGCAGGCUGUGCUCGAGAAAGCACAAGAAACUCUUGGAACACAAAACUUGGGAACAAUUGGAUUAGAGGCAGCCAAGGUUCAACUAUCGGAUUUGGUAUCCAAAGUAUCCAACCAAUGUCUAAAUUCUGCAUUUUCGGAAAUACAAGAACUUUCAGGAUUUCACACCCCACAAACACAAGCAACCCAACGGUUAGCAGAUUGUUCGCUGGAUAGCUGCUUAACCUCCUCUGAAGGCCCCUUGAGAGACCUGCAGGAAAUGCAUAAUAACCAAGUUGGGCUGAGGACUUUAAACUUUGGACCAUGUACAGAAGAUAUUGAAAAUCAGGCGAGGUUACAUCGGACUGAUCUAAGAUGGCGUGACGACCUCAAGGAGAACAGAUUGUUUCCCAAAAUGGAUGAGGAUACAGAAAAAGAAUUUGCCAAAGAGACAAACUGGAGCAACUUAUCAAUGAACGUUGGAAGCCAAGGAGGAAAUCGGAAUGUUAACAGUAGCUACGUUGAUGGACGACUUAAUGGAAUAGAUGCAGACAUCAAACUUUUUCACCAAGCUCCAACAGACAGAAGUGAUUCAACGAAACCAGAGAAGCAAGUGUCACCACAAGAGUAUAAGCUGCCUUACUUUGCUCCGAAGCUGGACCUAAACACGGAUGACCAAACUGAUGCUGCUUCUAGUUGCAAGCAACUUGACUUAAACGGUUUCAGUUGGAACUAAGAGCUCCCAACUCCACAUAGAAGGAAAAACAUGAGAAAUUUUGUCUGAGACAGACACCCGCAUGUGGGAAACUGAGAAGAUGCUCCUUUUGGAAAGAAUAAAACAACUUGUAACAAUUAGAAUUCAAGAUCAUAUAUAAUACUUCAACACCAUUGGAUCUUUUGAGGUCA
This is a messenger RNA of Capsicum annuum, 1573 nucleotides long. Its product is annotated as myb-related protein 2. Bases 156 to 1403 code for a protein of 415 amino acids. NCBI's taxonomy places the organism in Eukaryota, Viridiplantae, Streptophyta, Magnoliopsida, Solanales, Solanaceae. The record is from RefSeq and is a predicted model, not a curated record. The transcript has 6 exons. Gene Ontology annotation, molecular function: DNA-binding transcription factor activity; DNA binding.